UGCUGUUUUCAUAUACCGCUCCCCUAACCAACUUAGUGACGAAACGGCCUCACCUAGUACCAUAGACCCGUCUUGCUAUAGUCAGUGCAGGUCGCUGCAAUUUUGAGUGUGAAAAAGGUUUAUUGUUUACAUUAAAACAACCUCAAAUCGGCCCAAUUUUUCGCUUGAAGUUACUAUCCGCUGGUAGAAUUACAUUGAAUCUUCCUUGAUAUCUCUCCAGAAUGGUUAAUUUCCUGCCUAAAAUACUAAGAAGCAAUACAACAGUAAUUUCUAUCAUCCGCAGAGUGAGCCAAACUGUAUCCAAUAACAGUAACUGGCGAGAGAGAAAACAUGUUUCAAGAAAUCCCAACAAAAGCGGUCCCCUGACAGAUUUGCCUGAUUAUACGUUUUUGGAUGGCAAAAUCACUUCGCUCGGGUCGAACCAGAAGAAAAGGGUUGUACAACAGCGUAAUUUGGUUGCUACCAUUGUGACACUUUCGAAAGAAAUGGACUCCGCUUUAGAGCGUUAUGAAAGGCUACAACAGGAAAAGGAACAUAAUAUGAGAGCUCGCGCUGGUAGUAAACUCAAACCAAAAGGACAUUUAUUGUUAUCAAAAUAAUGAACAUUGCUUGGACUGUAGUUACAUAAAAG
This is a messenger RNA of Toxorhynchites rutilus septentrionalis, 631 nucleotides long. It is a transcript of the gene mRpL52, whose product is annotated as 39S ribosomal protein L52, mitochondrial. Gene Ontology annotation, molecular function: structural constituent of ribosome. The record is from RefSeq and is a predicted model, not a curated record. Bases 222 to 599 code for a protein of 125 amino acids. The transcript has 3 exons. Gene Ontology annotation, biological process: mitochondrial translation. Gene Ontology annotation, cellular component: mitochondrial large ribosomal subunit. Lineage: Eukaryota; Metazoa; Arthropoda; Insecta; Diptera; Culicidae.